Truncatella angustata is the source of this 1890-nucleotide messenger RNA. Its product is annotated as Smg-4/UPF3 family-domain-containing protein. Gene Ontology annotation, biological process: positive regulation of translation; nuclear-transcribed mRNA catabolic process, nonsense-mediated decay. Gene Ontology annotation, molecular function: mRNA binding. Gene Ontology annotation, cellular component: nucleolus; cytoplasm. The record is from RefSeq and is a predicted model, not a curated record. The coding region runs from base 1 to 1890 and encodes 629 amino acids. NCBI's taxonomy places the organism in Eukaryota, Fungi, Ascomycota, Sordariomycetes, Amphisphaeriales, Sporocadaceae. The transcript has 2 exons.
AUGGUCUCUGCAACGAGCACAGCUCGCAACCAAAAUGGAGUCGCGCCCACUGCACAGUCCAGUGCCGAAGGAGGCAAGAAGACAAAGGCUCAGCCGACUGGGCAGAAGCUCCUAGUUCGACAUCUGCCCCCACUGAUCACUGAGGAGGAAGUCCAAGCUGUACUCGGCGAGGAGUGGAAGACUGGUAACGGCAAGGUCGAUUGGGCUCACUUUCAACCGGGAAAGAUCUCCAAGAGCGCUUUCAAGGAACCUAGGCCCUCGUUCUACUCAUUGCACAUCACCAAGGUCGAGGACGUUCCCGUCUUCAAGGAUUUCGUCUUGAAGGCAACAUGGCAAGACGCAAAGAACACAUACACGAUGUUGACCUUCCAGGCACAUGCCCAGGAUGUUGCUACCCGCGUCCCUCCGACCAAGCAUCGAGUCGAUCCGAGACAGGGAACAAUCGAUCAGGACCCCGAGUUUCAAGCAUACCUGCACGGCCUGACCCAGCCCAAGGAGGCCCAGUCCAAGGAAACCGAGACUGCCGAGCAACUUGCAUCUGCCAAUGACGAGUCAAGCCGAGAAAAACAGGUCUCCCAUCUCGUCAAGUUCAUACAGGAGAAGAAAGCCGCCAAAGCAAAGGAAACAGCUGCCGCUAAGAGCGCAAAGCACAACCGUCAAGAUUCGCAAGGUGGUAAGGCCAAAGGUGGUGACGACUCCAAGAGGAAGGGCAAGGACAGCAAAGCCGAUAAAUCCGACAAGGACAAGGACAAGGACAAGGCCAAAGAGCCCGCUCCCAAGCUCCUUACCAAAAAAGCGGCUGCUCAAGAAGCUGCCGCUGAAGCAGCCAAGCAAGCCGCUGGCCAGAUUUCCGCAACUAAAGCUUCCGAGGAGGCCGCCCCCAAGAGCAGACGUGCUAAUAUUGCACAAGCUGCCAAAAUUCUUCAGCGUGACCUGGGGCUCUCUCCAGGGAGUGCUCACAGACGCGCUCGACAAAAUGCGGCAAAGGCAGAAGCUGCCGCUCCCACAGAGCCUUCACCUAGCACCACCAAUGACAAGGAUACAGCUGAUACUGCCAAGGAGGCAGAAACAUCCAAGACAGUCCCUACAGGACCUAAAGCUCAGGGUGCCGAAGGCUCACGGAGAUCACGUGGGAAAGCGAAGGCAGCAGCUGCUGCUGCAGUCGUAAGCGAGACGACCAAGGGCAAGGCAACUGACGCCCCCGCUAAGCCUACGACUGGACCAAUUAUUCUGCUCAAGAAGGAUAAUACUAAGAAGGAAGAAUCUUCUGCAGCAGCUUCUUCCCGGGUGCCGUCCACAGCUUCAAAUGCACAGGCAGCUCCCACGCCACCAGCUAACCAAGCACCACCUACAGGCCCAAAGGCGACCGCAGGCAAAGCUGGUGGCACAAAGUCCAAUACAUCAACUCAACAGAAGAAGGGUGGUUCACAACCUGCCCCUGGCGCUAUCCGUGCAUUUGUGAAGCACGCAAAUCCUUCUCAGGGGGUCACAGAGCCUUUACUUAAGCAAACAAUGGAGACAUUCGGCCCCGUCACAUUUGUGGAAAUUGACAAGAGGAAAGGGUUUGCAUAUGUCGACUUUGGCGAUGCUGAAGCUCUCCGCAAGGCUAUUGCUGCCAGUCCCGUGUCCAUCGCCCAGGGCACUGUGCAGGUACUCGAGAGGAAAGACAAAAAGCCGGCCAGUUCGGCCCCGGCUCAACCGGCUCCAGCAGAAAAGCCAGCUGCAGAAACUCAAGUUCUUGCUGCAGCUUCUGCUGCCACCGAUCGACCUAAGAGAGGAAAUCGUGGUCGUGGCCGACGAGGCGGAGGUGCUAAUGCCAACACCGCUACCAGCACCGAUACUACGGCCGUCCAAGAUACAACGACGCCAACAGCCCCCGCGGCAGGAUAG